Messenger RNA from Aplysia californica (California sea hare), 3308 nucleotides. RefSeq names its product galactocerebrosidase. Gene Ontology annotation, biological process: galactosylceramide catabolic process. Gene Ontology annotation, molecular function: galactosylceramidase activity. NCBI's taxonomy places the organism in Eukaryota, Metazoa, Mollusca, Gastropoda, Aplysiida, Aplysiidae. The transcript is spliced from 19 exons. Gene Ontology annotation, cellular component: lysosome. The record is from RefSeq and is a predicted model, not a curated record. Bases 100 to 2160 code for a protein of 686 amino acids.
GACGUUGAUGUGAGUUGAUGCGAUCAGACUGCAGUGUUGCUGGCUAACACCCCCCUCAGACCUUGCAGCGAUCUUCCAUAAAGGAUUGACAUCUUCAUCAUGGCAAUGCACUUUCCAACUCUGGUUGCUGUGGUGUGUGCUGCAGUCUGUGGAGCCUAUUCACAGUCCAUUGUGUUUGAUGACACUCCUGGAAUGGAGCGCCAGUUUGAUGGAAUUGGAGGUCUAAGUGGCGGUGGUGCUACCUCAAAGCUACUUGUCAACUACCCACAAGAACAGCGUGACCAGAUUCUUGAUUAUCUGUUCAAGCCAAACUUCGGAGCUUCUCUUCACAUUCUUAAAGUAGAAAUUGGAGGAGAUGUCCAGAGUACUGAUGGCACCGAGGCAUCCCAUAUGCACAACAGCUGGGAUGAAAAUUACCAGAGAGGCUAUGAAUGGUGGCUCAUGAAAGAAGCCAAAAAGAGAAAUCCCAACAUUAAACUCUAUGGCUUACCUUGGGGUUUUCCGGGCUGGAUUGGACAAGGUACCCACUCACCAUAUGUCAAUGUCAGUAUGACAGCCGACUACAUUGUCAGGUGGAUCAAUGGUGCUAAAGUGUACCAUAAUUUAACCAUUGAUUAUGUCGGGAUCUGGAAUGAACGGCCAUAUGACAUUGGUUACAUUAAGGCACUGCGCGCAACCUUGGAUGCACGAGGAUUCCAAAACACGCUUGUUAUUGCUGCUGAUGAAGAGUGGGAGAUUGCAACUGACAUUCAAGCGGAUCCUGAACUGGCCAAAAUAGUUCAUGCUAUUGGGUGUCACUACCCAGGCACUCUUUCUGAUCCGGACGCUGUAUACACAGGGAAACAAUUGUGGGCCUCGGAAGAUUAUAGCACUUUCAAUGAUGACGUUGGUGGAGGAUGCUGGGCACGGAUUCUUAAUCAGAAUUACGUCAAUGGCUUGAUGACAGCCACCAUUUCGUGGAACCUGAUAGCCAGCUACUAUGACAACUUGCCGUACUAUGGUAAUGGUUUGAUGACAGCUGUUGAACCAUGGUCAGGCAACUAUGUCGUAGAGACACCCAUCUGGGUUUCAGCACAUACAACACAGUUUGCUUUUGUUGGCUGGAACUAUCUCAAGCAUGGGUACGGAGUUGGGAAACUGCCAAAGGGAGGUUCUUAUGUGGGUCUUGUCAAUCCGACAGGAACAGAACUUACCAUUGUCAUUGAAACUAUGAGCCAUAAUCAUUCCGUGUGUAUUCGACCACCAUUGCCAGCCUACAAUGUUGAGCCCCAAGUUGUCAAUAUUUCAUUGGCAGGAAAAUUCUCCAGCAUCACCAAAAUGAAUGUUUGGUACACCAAACUUGGAUUUGAUGGUGCCAAGGAUAUUUUGUUCGAGAAAAGGGACCAAAUUCAAUUUGUCAAUGGCAAGGCACAACUGAGCCUGGGAUUGGAUGAGGUCAUCACGCUCACGACAAUGACCACGGGUCAGAAGGGUGCUUAUCCUGAGCCGCCUCCUUCUCAGCCCUUCCCCCUCCCUUACACAGAGGACUUUGAAAGCUACUCACUGUAUGAAGAGCCCUUCAAUCUUGCCCAACAAAGUGGAGCAUAUGAAAUCCUUUCUACGAAUAACAACACGUUUGCCCGACAAAUGACAAUAAUGGAGCCAGUCUUCUGGUGCAAAUUCGGGGGAGUCAGUAAAACUGUCAAUGUCAUUGGCAGUACUGACUGGACUGACAUCUAUGUGGCAGUAGACUUCCAACUGCCUGUUAUAAACGGGUCACUGGGUGCCUUUGUGGCUGCACGAGUGGACCAGGGAGGUUGUGAGGCCUUCUCAGCUCAGGGAAUCUUCUUGUUUGCCUUCCCGGAUAGGUACAUCGUGGCUAAUGACUUGGCUCGGACAAAAACCCUCAAGGAGGGAUAUCUGGCUUUCGAGGCAGGAGAGUGGCACAGACUGGGCCUGCUGGUUCAGGAUGGCAACGUUCAGGGAAGCUUUGAUAAUAAAAUUCUGUUCAACAUGACUGUCCCAGUCGUGCCCAUUAGUGGAUUUGCUGCUAUCGGCACAGACUCAUUUGGACUUGCAGAUUUCGAUAACCUACAGCUGACUGGACCUUCUGAAGGGCACAAGAUAAUGUCGAAGCAUUUACUCUCUAAGUCUUUGUACUUUGAGAAAGAGCAUCACUAAUGGGCUUCAGUAACCACAUCCUGUGGUUUAUAUCAUACAGAGUGCACUUCCUUACCAACAGCUUUUACUUUCAUUUAUGGACAUGCAGCUCAAUAAGCUGAGAGGGUGUUUUGCUUCAUUUUAAGGUAGAGAGAGAGAGAGAGAGAGAGAGAGAGAGAGAGAGAGAGAGAGAGAGAGAGAGUAUUUUAUUUUUUUUACAAAAUUCUUAUUUGUUCCCAAGUUCUAAGUCUUGCACUCAACAACAGUGCUGAAGAAGGAGGAGGCAGCACAGCUCAUGCUGCUACAUUAUUGACCCGUUUACAAAAAAAAAUACACUCAAAUGAGAAAUGCUGAGGAGAAAUGCGUGAUUUGAGAAUGUGGUGAAUGGGAGCCAAAAUACAACUUUAGAUGUUAAAAUGUUUAACAAAUGAUUUUUCAUUAUUCACAAAAUUUACUUUGAAAAUACUGUACCUCAAGUUUUUGGAACUGAUUUGUGCAUUUUGAGAUGAAAAGUAGAUGCCAUUAUCUCCAAACCUGUGCACCUCUUUACAGCAGGGUAUAUUGCCAAUAUUGGUGUAUUAACUCUCCCUCAGUCUCAUUUUCAUACCACCACUGAAUGCCCACCGUGACGAAACCUCUUUUACUUUCAACUGUCAAUGCUGAGAAAGCAUAGUCUUCAUCAUGCGCAGUUAAUCAUUGUAUGACUGGCGCUCAUAUGACCUUAUGCAGUUGCGAGCGCCGUAAAACCUCUACUAAAACUCAUUGUAUGAAGGUAUCCACUAGGCAGAGGAAAUACUCCUGCUUUAGAUCCUGGGAGGUUUGAAAUUCAGUCUCUCUUUCUUUGAGCACUGUUUUAAAGGCUUUGUAUUAUUGAGCAUAAUUGGUCACAUCUCUGAAAAGACAUAAUUAAUAAAGUAAAGGGGGUGAUUCUUUCUCUUUAAAAUUUGAAUCCUCAAAUCAAAGGCCCAAAAAAGGAUUAGUAGAUCUAUGUGUUAGCACUGGUAUUGGUAUAGAACGUGAAGAGGUGCCACAGUAGACACUGGUUUUGUAUGAUUCUGUUUCAGACUAUGAUUCACUGAGAAUUAUUAUUAUUAUAAAUUAUCACUAAAGCAGAUGGACGUCGCUCCCUUACCAGUCCACUAUCUCUAUUCCCGACCUGACACCCCCCC